UCCCACAUACUCCUUGACAGCUCCACAACACAGCGCUCGCCGGAGCGGGUCUCACCUGCCCGCCCUUUGACUGUUCCGCGCGGAGUUCACCUGUUUAUUUUUUUUGAAUGAGACCCGGAGGAGACAUGGCUUCUCAGGAGACCUUUAACGACUCGGGGAGCAGCUCGUCCGAGGAGGACAGCAGCCGUGCGGACUUGGCAGAUGUGACGGCGGAGGAGAAGACAUCUCCGGUGGUGCGUCGGCAUCAUCAUCCUUUCAGCGUGGAGGCGCUCAUGUCCGGGAGGAAGACGGGCGGCCGCGGCGGAGAGUCCAUCCGCUGUAAACCCGAGGGAGGCUCCGUGGUGGCGUCUCCUGCAGGUUUAAACUCCCUGUAUCUGUACCGAGAGACGUGUAGUCCUCCCGGGGGAAGCCGAAAGGCUCUGUCUGCAUCGCCGGUAAAAUCCGAGGCUUCAGAGUCAGAGGAGUGCGCACCAUGGGUCACCAACAGCGCGUAUGGCAUACAGCCGCCGCGUCAUGUCAGUCCUGGCUGUCCACUGAGGAAACACAAGACCAACCGAAAGCCCCGCACUCCCUUCACCACGUCUCAGCUCCUGGCCCUGGAGAGGAAGUUCAGACAGAAGCAGUACCUGUCCAUCGCAGAGCGGGCCGAGUUCUCCUCCUCUUUGACCCUGACAGAGACCCAGGUGAAGAUCUGGUUCCAGAACCGCCGCGCAAAAGCCAAGAGGCUCCAGGAGGCCGAGCUGGAGAAACUCAAGAUGGCCGCAGAUGCCAAGACGGCUGCGGUGGCGGCUGCGGCCGCAGGAGGUUUACACCCUGGCUUUACGUUACCGCUGUCGCUGGGCGCCAUGUCACUGUAUGGACAGUCGUACUCUGCCUAUCACCACCACCACAGACCCAUACUGCCCAUCUCACCUUUAGGACUGUACGCUGCUCCUCUGGGCUACAGCAUGUACCACUUAUCAUAAACAUGGAAAUAUCACUGACUUUGGUGACAUGUUCCAAAGGAUUCCCAAAAAUGGACACAGAGGACGUGUGGCUGACAUUUAGAGAAUCAAUGUUUAUAAUAUAUCAACUGCACAAGGAGUGUUUGAAUCAACUUCCCAAGCUCUUCAAGUCAAAUAAGAAUCUAUUUUUUCCAACAGCGAGGAUAAAAAAAACCUUAAAUGUCUUCUUGCCCCUUUGGACUGCUUGUUUACAUGACCUAUCUAUAUGAGGAGGGGCGUUACUGUCCAGCUGUUUAUACUCUUCACAUGUUUACUUUUGCAAUAAUUGAGCUGGGCGAAGACUUGCACUGGGCACAAUAAUACAGUUAAACUUUUCACUUAAGCCUUUCUCUUCAUUCAGUACAGUGCCUUGUGUUGGAAAGGGCCUUAAAGAGGAGACACUUUGUACGCUUGUAUGGAUGACGAGUGUUACAGCAACUCAGGCCAAAUAAAACAUAUCACUGAAGCAUUCAUUAAUUCCA
Molecule: messenger RNA, 1465 nt
Organism: Epinephelus moara (kelp grouper)
Lineage: Eukaryota; Metazoa; Chordata; Actinopteri; Perciformes; Serranidae
Gene: msx2b
Product: muscle segment homeobox 2b
Exons: 2
Coding region: 108-965 (285 amino acids)
Biological process (GO): regulation of transcription by RNA polymerase II; embryonic morphogenesis
Cellular component (GO): nucleus
Molecular function (GO): DNA-binding transcription factor activity, RNA polymerase II-specific; RNA polymerase II transcription regulatory region sequence-specific DNA binding
Source: RefSeq, a predicted model, not a curated record